Molecule: messenger RNA, 5166 nt
Organism: Mycotypha africana
Lineage: Eukaryota; Fungi; Mucoromycota; Mucoromycetes; Mucorales; Mycotyphaceae
Exons: 2
Coding region: 202-5016 (1604 amino acids)
Molecular function (GO): DNA binding
Source: RefSeq, a predicted model, not a curated record
CUUCCUGUCAUUUCUUUGGUCUUUUUUUUUUUAUUAUUGUUAUCAUCUAUCUUGGUGCGGCGUUUCGUCGAAACAACUUAUAACAAAAAUUGUCUGUGUUUUUGACCUUCUAUCUCUUUCUAAUCAUUGUGCCUCAGCUAAGCUUAAAUCCGACAGUUGCAAAAUAGAAAAAAGUCAAUCCUCAGAAAAAAGAGAGGAAAGAUGACACAAAAAUCAACAAAUAGUAGUAGCCAAGAUAAGUUUAAACAUUCGCAGCAACAACAACAGCAACAACAGCAGCAGCAUCAUCAGCAGCAACCAACAACCAGACAACAAAGGCAACAACAGCACCAAAGGAAUCAAAAUGGUUUACCUGUGUCCAUCCACCCCGAUGAUGCGAAAGAUAAAGUGUUCACAGCUAUUUUAAAGGCGUUGUUAAAAAUGGGAAAUAAGCCUAGCUCACCAAAAGAGCUAGCAAAUAUCAUAGUUAAAUAUAAAUAUGCUACGCUUGGUGGCGCGACUCCAUUUGCUACGGUUUCUUCACGUAUUUCGCAACAUUUUAAAAGAGCAGCAGAGCAUAAUCCUCCUAGGCCACCUUUGUUAGCCAAACAUGUGGAUCAAAAUCAUUCGAGAAAGAUAAAUUAUUCUUUAGCCACAACUAGUACUACCACUCCUGCCAACGAUACGACAGAUAGUAGCACUGAUACGGGCAAGUCUGCGAUAUCUCCUGAAGCACAUGAUAAUAACAAUACCGCCGAUGCCGCAGCAUCAUAUACAUCUACGAAUGCAUCUUUGCCCACUCCUAAUAUAAAGUCCUCACUACGAAAUGCGCGAAAAGAUAAAUUACGACAACAGCCAUCACAAUCGUCCAACACUUCACUGCAACAUCAUCGUGGAAAACGGUCCAAAAUGAGCAGCGAUGAUAUUUGUAGUGGCGAUGAAAGUACUGACGAAGAAGGAGAUGACAGCAUAACAGAAAAUAGAACCAUUCAUCACGCAUCCAAAAAGCACAAAACAUCACAUCAAUACCCUUAUCGGUCACCACCACAGUUACUCGUUAACCAUGGAUCAGAUAUUGGAGAAGUUGAGGAUGAGGAAGACGACGAAGAAAUAAUGAGUAAUUUCCAUACCAGCGUCGUUAAGGAAGAGGAUGAAAGCGAAGAAAGUGAGGGCGAGCAUUCUGAUUACCACGAGGAAAUGUUGAAGAGUGACGAUCUAAACUUAUUGACUACGCAACCCUUGAAAAACAUAAGAAGACCUUCUUAUUUAAAGUUGAGCACAAACCAUACAUCGAGUAAAGGUAGCUUAGGUAGCAAUGAUGCCCCCUCUAUAUCAGCAGUCGUAACAAAUGCUCCAACGACAGCUGCGACUGCAACAGGCAUGUCGUCCGUGCCAUCUCAUUUGUCGCCAGCGAACAAAGCUGGUCUUUUACCUCAGCCAUUGGAAAGCAUAACGGCUGCAAGAAAACCUUCAUUUUCGCUAGGCGACCAGGAGUUUUGGACACCUUUCAGUUUUGAGCAUGAUUUUGAUAACGUUUUCUUAAAUCACGAUACCGCAACCUCUGCUACCAAUAAUACCGGCGCAACUACCGCUGCCAUAACAACGAUCCCACCUUCUUCUAACACUUCACAUUCUGCUACACUGAAUCCAAUAAUUAAUCCUACCGUUCCAUUUAAUAUCGCUACUCCUGAAUCCAUUUCUGUUUCAGAGUUAGAAACUUACUUUGCAAAUACACCAUCACCUUCUUCGUCGUCCUCAACAUCGUCACAGAUAGGAAACACACCAUCAUUAGCAAAGCAAUCAAAUAGCCACAACCACACUAUCAACAGAAGUCCAUUGUCAAAGGAUGCUUCUAAAGCUCAAAGCAAUACGAAAGAUGAUAACAAAUUUAACAAAUCGAAACGAAAAAGCUUUUCAUCAACCAUGCUAGGACCCCAUGACAAAUCGUUAUUGCAAAAGGUACUAUUAACGAGUGCUGCUAGAGGUGUAGCUGAUAAAAUUGAUGAAGAAGCAGAAGAGGACGAAAUAAAAGAGACAAAACGGAGGUGCGAUGAAGAGAAAGCAGAAGAAGUUGACCAUCAACAGAUGGAGGGCAAAUCAACAGUCAGUAAAGAAAAUGAGACUCUCAUAAAUGUCAACAAUGAUUCUUCACCAUCAACUGCUGAACAAGAAAAACAAAAACCUACAACUGCAGUAAUGAAAGAAAAAGAGAAAGUCUCUUCCCCACAGCCAACAGCUAGUGUUAUUAAUAGUAGUAGCUCGAUAAACGUAACAAACAUGACUAACGGCGAAGAUUUUGUCAAAUUCGAGGAUGACGAAAAGAAGGAAGAAGCAGUGACAGCACCAUCAACACCAACGAUUUCUUCUUCAUUACAUCCACCGUCUACCACGUCAGCUAACAAAACACCACUACCUAUCAAUAGUACAACUACCAAAUCACCCGCGCCGAUUUUGCCAGCUCCUGUUACGACAGCUUCACCAGUAAAAAAGAUGGCAGAUAUACUGCCUGCUGCUACACCAAACGCUACAGCAGCAAUGUCAUCGGUAGCCAAUACUAAUACCAAUACUAACACAAAUGCGUCUACUUUAGCUGCAGCCGAGUUAUUUAAAAACAAUUUAUCAGCCAUUCAUCAACUCACGUCAUCAAUACCAUCUUUACAAUAUUUAACACCUACUCUAGAUUUAGCAAAAGUUAUGGCUAUUUAUAUGCAAACACUCGCUAAAACCGCUAAUGCAUCUAAUGCAGCAUUAUCCUCAACCUCCUCCUCUUCAGCAUCUGGUACUGUUCCACAGCAACAGGCGAAUAAUUAUGCUAUGGAUCUGAAGUCUAUUUUGGCUCGGUUUCCUGCUCUGGAAGCCUUUCUCAAAAAAGAUCCUGCCACAUCAACAGCAUCGUCUUCUGCGACGGUUACUACAGCUGUGGCAACCUCUGCUGCUACAACAGCCACACCAUUCAUUUCGGCUGCUGUUGCACCUUCUGGUUUGUCAACACCACCACUUGUAUCACCUACAACAACUGAUUUUUCACAUCAAACGACUACUUCAACAACUGCUCCGUCUACUCCGACCACGCCAACUUUUACUGUUACAACUGCUCCACAAAUGACCUCAAAUGUCUCAUCCACAACUACUGCUGGCGGUAGUACCAAUACCCAUCACUCUUCAUCAGCAAGCGCUGCUUCUACAUCUUCAACAGCAGCCACCACUACGAUGAACAAUCCUUCAGUGACCGCUACUACUGAACCUGUGAUUCAACCUCUUACACCGACGAAUCCACCCAUGUACAUUACGGUUGUAGAUCAUAUUGCUGUUUGUGUUGUUGUGUUGCCCAAAACUGAUACUACCCCUGAAUACAGAAUUAUGAGACGUAUUGAUACCAACUUUAUUAACGGUACAGUGUUACUGACAGCAGGUGGGAUUGAAACAGAAAGUGAACGUAGUAUGAUACUUAGUUUCGAAAUGGAAAGAAUUCGUAUGCCACGAAAGAAGAGUAUACUGUUUGGGACAUGGAUUCCGUUGAGACGAGCACAAGAAUUGGCGGUAACAUGUUCGAUACAGCACAAGCUGGGUCAUUUUUUGGAUGACCGGAUAGAUACGUUAUUCCCUUCGCCAUUACCUUUACCUUUACCCCCUCAUCAUCAUCAUCAUUCAACUCAUGCACUGUUAAAGAAUAAACGUGGAGUGGUGGAUCAUCGUUGGACCGCUUUGGCUUUAGCAGCUUUGAAAGAAACAAGUGCUAAUGCUGCAGCUGUCGCAGGCAAUGGUGGUUUAGUAACAGCUAAACGACAACCAUUUGUAGUUCCUCCCAUUUCUCGUCAAUCUUCAUCGUCGGGUAGUAUGGUGUCUGCUCAGUUGCAAGAAUUAUUGAUGGCUCAUCCUCAUAAAGCCCUCAAAUCGAAUGGGAAAACUUUUAUAAAUGAUCCUACUAUCAGUGGACCUGCUUCGCCAACAACACCUGCUGCAACUACUUCGGCAUCACUGCUGAUGGGUACAUCAAAACCACUUAAAGGUCUAAGCAAAGGAAAAAAGAAGGAAAAGAAGGCGCUGUCAAAAGCAGGAGAAAAGGACGAUAGUAGCGAUGUUGAUAUUGUGAAUACAAGUGACUCUUCACCUACUUUGUCUUCUGAUGAAUUAAGCGAUGUUGAGUCAACAACAGCUACAGCUACCACUAACACAGCCACUAAGAACGCUACCGACGUUGCUUCCAUUGCCAAUGUGCCAACGUCGUCCGCUUCAGCUUCAUUAUUGAAAAAUUCUAAAUUACUACAGUUGGAAGAGCUUCUAAGCCGAGUCGCGGCGUCUAAACAGCAACAGCCACUACAUGUUCAUCCUCGCGACUUACAAAAGAAACGAAGAAGAGAUUCCAUUGGUAGUUCUCCAGCAGUCAGCCGAAGUUUGAAAGACGAUGAAUCUGAUAUACUGCAAAAAAAGUCAAACCAGUCAAAUGGUGCCAAGUCUACAAAAAGCUCUGAGCAUAGCAGGAAAAGAGCCAAUACUGGAAGUCAAAGUAGUAAUGGCAGUGGUAAAUGGUCUGCAUCUACAGCUAGUAGUAAGAGAUCCUCAGCAGGAGGCAGCAGUAGCACCAGCAGCGGUGGCACAACUAUUACAAUUAAAAGGUCUGCCUCUACGACGAAUGGUAAGAAGGGUGGAAGUAAGUCUAAACAGCAGCAACAACAGCAACAAACGUCUGCGCAGCAUCAGAAAAAGACAGCAGUGGAUAUUGUAGAUAAGGUCGAAAAUGAAAGAUUAGUGAAUAAGACGAUUGUUGAAAACCCCAAAUCUUCUGCAAUCCCAUCUACUACCAAUACCAAUACAUUUACAAGUACGAAUAAUAUCAGUAAAACAACUAAUAAUAUAACCCAGCAUGCUAUAAAGAACAAUAGUAAUAAUAGCGCUAUGACAGUGUCUUCUUCUGCUGUGCAUUCGGCAACCAUCACAGGCGGAACAACAAUAAAACUUGAACAUAAUGAAGAAGAUGAAGAAGAUGACGAAGACAUCGAUAUUGGUGGCAGCGAUUGCGAUGAUGAUUUACGUUAAUUCUUUUAUAUACUAUCUUUUAAUGGCAUAUAUAAUAUAUCCCUUUUUUUCUAUCAUUAUAAAAAGAACGAAAAGCAUUUCUGAUAUUCUUGAACUUUCUGGUCCUAGUCAAGCUCGACGGCCUCCAACUUUAAUACAUUUGCACGCUUC